Molecule: messenger RNA, 2430 nt
Organism: Periconia digitata
Lineage: Eukaryota; Fungi; Ascomycota; Dothideomycetes; Pleosporales; Periconiaceae
Source: the annotation of a GenBank genome assembly
CGCACAGCUUGUGCGUCUCAGUACACGGUACAUGUCGUGCCAGCGAUUGAAGUUCCCGCUCGAUUUUGCCACCUACAGAUGCUAAUCUAGUUCCAAAAGCAAUCAAUCCUCCCAUUUCAAGCUGCACAGCUUGAUCCAUCUCCCCAAAGCCCAACAUUACGAGUUGAAGAGAAGAUGGCAUCUAUUGUGGAUGAACGACGGUACGUACAUCCUGGUAGACAUCAUGAAAAGGGUUUAGUGCCAUCUCCCAAAAUGGUACAUUGCUCAGUGGACCCUCUUUGACGGUUGGGACCGCACAUCGCAUGUUUCUUCCAAACACCCAAAUCUUCAACGUAUCCCCUCCCCAUGGAGGCCGAGAAGCGUGCCUAUCCAGGCUUGCUUCAUCGUCUUUCACAGCUUUCGAUCCAAUCGGCGGUUUGCUCAACCUUGUUCACGUCGCAUGCACGGCCUGUCUUCGCGUUUUGGGUAGUGGCUGGAGGCUUGAGAGUUGCAUAUCGGGACCCGAAGGUCAUCUCCGAUGGCAUCCUCUUUGGAAUCGUUUGUGCCUUGAAUAGAAAGGAUAAUGUGUUGAGCAUACUCGGUCAAGUCUUGGAUGCCUUUCACUCAUCUACCACAGCCAAGUCGUUGAUGAGCUUGCUAGCAGCAGGUGGAAUACUCGUCUUCUUACGUCGGCAAACAAGCAAAACCCCAACAUUCCAGCUUACCAAUGAUGCAAAUGAAGAAACUUUGGAUUGGACUCUGGCGCAUCCAAAACCUCUAAUCUUUCCUUGUCGGACUACUCAUGCGCGAAUUUUCCCGAAAAAACAUUCUUUUGGCUACGACUACCUGCUAUGCGGAUAUCCGAUUAUCCCAACAGGGACAACUCAAGACGGCAAGGAUAUCAAUGACGGCAGAGAUCAAAGGCUUGGCUUCUGGUGGCUCCACAUCAGAGCCGAAGACUAUCUGAAGCGCGGCCAAGGUUCGCUAGGCUUCUACAACAAACUUCAAUCAUACUUGAGGCAAGAAGGCGUGCAAGACGCAGAAUGGUCGUAUGCGUACUUGGUAACGGCUCCACGAUUUUUUGGAUACUCUUUCAACCCUGUCUCAUUCUGGUACAUUUACAACUCGCAACAUGACCUUACGAAAAUGAUUCUCGAGGUAAACAAUACUUUUGAUGAGCGUCGCCUCUACCUACUAGACGGGUCCAGCCCUCCCAGCCCGCCGCAAACAUCGGUUCCUGGGAACUCGGCGCCAGUUGCGGACAGGAUGAGGUUCACAGACGUAUGGAUGAAGGAUUUCCAUGUUUCUCCAUUCAAUUCGCGUAAAGGCUCAUAUGCGCUGAAAGCAUUGAAUCCUUUCCCUUCUCCGAGCUACGGGGAUCCUAAAAUUGAUAACAAUAUCACACUACAGUCAUCCAAAGACCACUCGAAACUAGUAGCACGAGUGUACAGCACUGGAAGCUCUAUAAGUCCAGACUGUAUGCGCAUGACAGACUUCGUCCGUUUCCUCGCGGGCUGGUGUUGGGUUGGCUUUCUUACCUCCCCGCGCAUAAUUAGAGAAGCGUCCAGGCUGUACUUUCAAAGAAGUCUCCAUGUGUGGUUUCGUCCAGAGGUCGUAGAAACAAGCAUUGGACGCAAGCCAACUAGUACAGAGAGCCACAUCGAGGAGGUCUUUCGAGAUUAUCUAGACCAUCUUGUGCAAAAUUCGAGCAAGCCAAUUGAGCUUCAUUACGAAUCUGCCAUUCCAAAUGAACCCAAAACAUGGAUUAUUAGAUCUACUGCGGAUCCUCAUGUGGAACGUAGAAGGCUCGACAUACGGGUCACCACUCCUGCAUUUUAUUCACGAUUAGUACAUUAUGCGCAUAUUUCAGAAGCAUUUGAUCGCGAGCAUACUUUUACUGAUGAAAGGAACCGGACUCUCUGGAUUUCGCGACCAGAGAUUCUGUUUGAACUAUGUACUGGGAAGCCAAAUGACAAUAAAGAUCAGUCUCGAGGAAGGAGUUUUAUCGACGAGUUGCAAUGGUCGUUGCUCAGAAGGCUGAGAUGUCCACCUGCGGAUGCCGCAUAUCCUGUCACACCGAAGAGAGCCGAUAUGGAUAUAGACGACAUUCGGACGCUGCCGUUCUCUGAUAUCGAUCGAUUUGUGAGAGAUGGCAAGGGGUAUGCGGGACUCUACAGGAGGAUGGUUACGAAGAUAUUCAUCGCCCAGAGAUUUGCGCUGGGUUUCACGGAGGCGGUGGAUGUCGUGGAUUUUGCUAUUCGAGUUUUACUCUGCUGGGUAAGCUAUCGCAGUUUUGUUGCAUGGGAAGCAGAUUGCGAGAAGCAAAUCACGUCCAAUGCUGCAUGUAUAUGGCGAUUCAGCGCCGUGGGUACGGAAUGGAUCCGCGUUUCAGGCCGAGUCGUCGCAGUAUGCGCAUGGCACAUGUACGGGCUGCUCAAAGGGUAUAGAUAG